Kluyveromyces marxianus DMKU3-1042 is the source of this 864-nucleotide messenger RNA. RefSeq names its product inorganic diphosphatase IPP1 (gene IPP1). The record is from RefSeq and is a predicted model, not a curated record. Gene Ontology annotation, biological process: phosphate-containing compound metabolic process. Bases 1 to 864 code for a protein of 287 amino acids. Lineage: Eukaryota; Fungi; Ascomycota; Saccharomycetes; Saccharomycetales; Saccharomycetaceae. Gene Ontology annotation, molecular function: magnesium ion binding; inorganic diphosphate phosphatase activity. Gene Ontology annotation, cellular component: nucleus; cytoplasm. The transcript has a single exon.
AUGUCUUACACUACCAGACAAAUCGGUGCCAAGAACACCUUGGACUACAAAGUUUUCAUCGAAAAGGAUGGCAAGCCAGUGUCUGCCUUCCACGACAUCCCAUUGUACGCUGACGAAGCCAAUGGUAUCUUCAACAUGGUUGUCGAAAUCCCACGUUGGACCAACGCCAAGUUGGAAAUCACCAAGGAGGAGAAGUUGAACCCAAUCAUCCAAGACACCAAGAAGGGUAAGCUAAGAUUUGUGAGAAACUGUUUCCCACACCACGGUUACAUCCACAACUACGGUGCUUUCCCACAAACCUGGGAAGACCCUAACGAGUCCCACCCAGAAACCAAGGCUGUUGGUGACAACGAUCCAUUGGAUGUGUUGGAAAUCGGUGAACAAGUCGCAUACACUGGUCAAGUGAAGCAAGUCAAGGUUCUUGGUGUGAUGGCUUUGUUGGACGAAGGUGAGACCGACUGGAAGGUGAUUGUGAUCGACAUCAACGAUCCAUUGGCUCCAAAGUUGAACGACAUUGAGGAUGUCGAGAAGCACUUGCCAGGUUUGCUAAGAGCCACUAACGAAUGGUUCAGAAUCUACAAGAUUCCAGACGGUAAGCCAGAAAACCAAUUUGCCUUCUCUGGUGAAGCCAAGAACAAGAAGUACGCUCUAGAAGUGAUCAGGGAGUGUAACGAAGCUUGGAAGAAGUUGAUUUCCGGUAAGUCUGCUGACGCUAAGAAGAUCGAUUUGACCAACACCACGUUGGUCGACACUGCCACUUACUCUGCCGAAGCUGCUGCUGCUGUUCCACCAGCACACGUCUUGCCAGACGAGCCAAUCGACAAGUCCAUUGACAAGUGGUUCUUCAUCUCCGGUUCUGCUUGA